GCCUAUAAAAUAGUUAGAUAUAUAGUUGUAGUUUUGCAUUCAAAUAAAAAACAAGGAGAAAGCUUCCAUGGAUUUUAUUCUAAAGAAACCACAUGCGUUGUGCAUACCAACCCCAUUUCAAGGGCAUAUUAACCCAAUGCUAAAACUUGCUAAAAUCCUCCACUCCAGAGGGUUUCAUAUUACCUUCGUUAACACUGAGUUCUACCAUCAACGACUCCUUCAAUCUCAGGGAUCCGACGCCCUAAAUGGCCUCCCUUCUUUCUGCUUUGAAGCCAUUCCAGAUGGCCUUCCGCCAGCAGAAAACCCUGUUGCCACCCCAGAUGUUCUAUCCUUUUGCAUGUCCGUUGAUGAAAUUUGUUUGGGUCCUUUAAAAAGCCUCCUUACCAAACUGAAUGCUUCAUCUCCACCGGUCACUUGCAUGGUUGCUGACAUAUUAAUGGGCUUCACCCACGAUGCAGCCAGAGAAUUUGAUAUCCCCGAGAUAGUUCUAUGGACGAGCGAUGUUGGUUCUCUAAUGUGUCUUCAUGAGUAUCCGAAUCUUUUGGAGAGAGAUUUGGUUCCACGUAAAGAUUCGAGUUUUUUAUCAAAUGAGUAUUUAAAUACCACGAUUGAUUGUAUACCAACUAUGCCUGGUCUGCGUCUAAAAGACCUGCCUUCAUUCACUAGAAGGACCAGCCCUGGUGAUGAAUACAUGCUUCAAUAUUUGCGUUUACAAACAGAGAGAGCGAAAAGCGCUUCCGCCAUCAUCUUCAAUACCUUUCAUGAACUAGACGGUGAUCUUUUGGACACACUUUCUUCAGUCUUUGCUCCCUGCUAUGCUGUUGGUCCUUUUCACUUACUAGAGAAGGAAAUUGAUGAACCAUUACCGAUCGUCAAAUCAAGUCUUUGGAAGGAAGAUAACAACUGUUUGAAGUGGCUAGAAUCUAAACCACCAUCUUCAGUUAUUUAUGUGAAUUUCGGUAGCAUUACAGUGAUAACACAUCAACAUCUACUUGAGUUUUGUUGGGGACUUGCAAAUAGCAAUUAUCCGUUCUUAUGGAUAAUACGUCCGGACCUGGUGAUUGGCCAAUCUGCAGUACAGCUUCCAUCAGAGUUUUUGGAAGAGACAAGCAGUAGAGGGCUGUUGGCUAGUUGGUGCCCACAAGAACAAGUUCUAAAUCACCCAGCAAUUGGAGGGUUUUUAACACAUAGUGGAUGGAAUUCAACAAUUGAAAGUAUUUCCAGUGGAGUCCCAAUGAUUUGUUGUCCAUUUUCAGGUGACCAACAAACCAAUUGCUGGUCGUGUUGUAACAGGUGGGGGGUUGGCAUGGAGAUUGACAAUGAUGUAAAGAGAGAAGAAGUUGCCAAGCUAGUCAUUGAGUUGAUGAAUGGAAAAAAAGGGAAAGAGAUGAGGAAGAAUGCAACAGAAUUGAAUAACAAGGCCGAAAAAGCAUGUGCAUCUCCUUUUGGUUCAUCCACUGUUAAUUUGGAGAAAGUGAUUCAGCUGCUAUAAGCAACUCCAAAUAAAUAAUUAUCUGUUUAAGAUGCAUGUGCGUUUAUGAUCAUAUUCUGCUAAGUACCGUUUGUUUGCUCAAAAUAAUCGAUGUUUUAUCGUUGAUGUAGUUUCAUUCUCUCCUUAAUAUAUUAAUCUUC
Lactuca saligna is the source of this 1632-nucleotide messenger RNA. The record is from the annotation of a GenBank genome assembly. NCBI's taxonomy places the organism in Eukaryota, Viridiplantae, Streptophyta, Magnoliopsida, Asterales, Asteraceae.